Molecule: messenger RNA, 1982 nt
Organism: Pygocentrus nattereri (red-bellied piranha)
Lineage: Eukaryota; Metazoa; Chordata; Actinopteri; Characiformes; Serrasalmidae
Gene: pdk1
Product: pyruvate dehydrogenase kinase, isozyme 1
Exons: 11
Coding region: 570-1811 (413 amino acids)
Biological process (GO): protein phosphorylation; regulation of glucose metabolic process
Cellular component (GO): mitochondrion
Molecular function (GO): pyruvate dehydrogenase (acetyl-transferring) kinase activity
Source: RefSeq, a predicted model, not a curated record
UUUAACAUACAGCUCUGUUGAUAUCUGGAGAGCGUCCCUAACCCUAACCCUGGUGGUCUUACUUUACCCUCAGUGCUGAAGUUAUUCGUUUAAUGGCUGAGCAUAGACUGCUCACGCUGAUGCGAUGUUGUAGGAGGUUCUCCUAAGCUUUCGGCUUGCUGUUUGUGGAGACUGAAAUGUUGUCAAAAGUGUCAUAAUACUGACUGGCUUUCCCGACUAGAUAUCCACGCACACCGGUAGCCAGGUUUGUUUACAGUUAGACAGUGGUGUCAAGACUCUGGCAUGUCGCCAGUGAGACGGUCUAGUUAAGGCAAACAGAUAACGCUAAGACAGCUGAAAGUAAAGCUUAGCUCUGCGAACACAGUUCAGGUAAAAACCUGCCGUUAGGAAUCAAAACAGGGUAGCUUUUCUGUCUCGCUAGCAAAUGGGCUAACGUUAGCUGUUCAGAUUAGAAGUUAGAUCUCACUGUUGACCGAUUGGAAGCAGCAUUUUUAAUAUGUACAAUUUUACGUUACAUAGCUGAUAAAAUUUCAAAAGGAUAGCUUGGUAGCAGAAGCCAAACUGCCACUAUGAGGAUUUUAAGGACUUUAAUGAAAAACGCUUCUAUCGGGAAGCUGGUUGACCAGUAUUCUCGAUUCUCUCCGUCGCCUCUUUCGAUGAAACAAUUUCUGGAUUUCGGUUCAGAAAAUGCGUGUGAGAAAACGUCGUUUAUGUUCCUGAGGCAGGAACUGCCAGUCAGACUGGCAAACAUUAUGAAAGAGAUUAACUUGCUACCUGAUAACCUUCUGAGGACGCCUUCAGUGCGCCUAGUGCAAAGCUGGUACAUUCAAAGCCUCCAAGAUAUCCUCGAGUUCAAGGAAAGAGAUGCCAACGAUGAAAAAGUGAUAUUUGAGUAUGUAUAUAAACAUCUUUUCACAGAUGCCGUGAUAAAGAUCCGCAACAGACAUAAUGAUGUGGUGCCCACAAUGGCUCAGGGAGUGGUUGAGUACAAGGAUACCUAUGGCACUGACCCAAUAACUAGCCAAAAUAUGCAGUACUUCCUGGAUCGCUUCUAUAUGAGCAGAAUCUCCAUCAGAAUGCUCCUCAACCAGCACACCCUGUUGUUUGGAGGACGAGUGCGGGUGAAUCCAGCUCAUCCUAAGCAGAUAGGCAGUAUUGAUCCUCACUGUCGUGUUACUGAUGUGGUUAAAGAUGCAUAUGAAAAUGCUAGAACAUUAUGUGACCGAUACUACAUGAAUUCACCAGAAUUAUUACUGGAAGAAUUCAAUGUCAAAGAACCUACUAAACCCAUAACUGUGGUUUAUGUGCCGUCCCAUUUGUAUCACAUGGUAUUUGAAUUAUUCAAGAAUGCCAUGCGAGCCACAAUGGAGCUGUGCGGAGAUGCUAUGGAGUAUCCUCCGAUUUGUGUUCAGAUCACCCUGGGCAAUGAAGACCUUACUGUAAAGGUCAGUGAUCAUGGGGGUGGAGUUCCACUGAGGAAGAUUGACAGGCUGUUCACAUACACUUACUCUACUGCUCCUCGGCCUCAAAUGGACUCAGCUCGCGCUGCACCUCUGGCUGGUUAUGGCUAUGGUCUUCCCAUCUCCAGACUUUAUGCUAGGUACUUUCAGGGGGAUCUGAAGCUCUAUUCACUCGAGGGCUAUGGCACAGAUGCAGUUAUAUACAUCAGAGCACUUUCUACAGAGUCCAUCGAAAGGCUCCCAGUUUAUAACAAGUCGGCAUGGAAACAUUACAAGACCAUCCAUGAGGCAGAUGACUGGUGUGUGCCAAGCAAAGAGCCCAAAGACAUGACCACCUUCCGCAGUAUUUAGAGCUCUGUACUUCAGGCAUCAUCCAUGGUCUGGAAAUUACCACCCCUGGGUCUCAGCAUCAAGACAGAGCAGAGACAAGGGCUUCAUCAAAUGGGAACAUUUUUAUUGCAGUACAGUGGAUAAUUAUGUAUUAUGAUGCUUUGUAGAUAUUAUGACCAGUCUUUGCACUAC